AUGUCCGCAAACUUCACCAUCAACGACCUGCUUCCCCUCCCGAAUUCCUCGGUCAGGAUCCCCCGUCUCGGAUUCGGUGUCUAUCGCUCCCCCACGAGCCAAACCGUUCAGUCUUGCUUGAAGGCUUUGCAAGCCGGAUACCGACACAUCGAUACGGCCCAGUUCUACGCGAACGAGAAGGAAGUCGGCGAGGCGAUCCGCGCUUCGGGGAUCCCGCGCAGCGAGAUCUUCGUGACGACCAAAAUCCUGAGUCCCGCGGGGUCGCCCGAAGCUACUUACAGCAAGCUGCUGGAUAGCGUGGAAAAGAUUGGAGGCAAGGAUGGAUACGUCGAUUUGUUUUUGAUUCACAGCUCCAGCUCGGGGCCCUCGGGUCGGAAGGAGCUGUGGCAAGCGUUGGAAAAGCUGCUGGAGGAAGGAAAAACGAAGAGUAUUGGCGUGAGUAACUUUGGAGUUCAGCACAUCGAGGAGUUGAAGCCCUUUGCGAAGGUCUGGCCGCCACAUGUCAACCAAAUUGAGCUUCAUCCGUGGUGUCAGCAGCGGGUGAUCGAUGCCUAUUGCAAGCAGAACGGAAUCGUCGUCGAAGCUUAUUCCCCCAUCGUGCGCAACUAUAAAGCUAGCGAUCCUACGCUUGUCGAACUGGCGAACAAAUACGGAAAGAGUACCCAGCAGGUCCUGAUACGCUACGCUCUGCAGAAGGGGUGGGUUCCGCUUCCCAAGACCGACGACCCGGACCGAAUUGUCAGCAAUGCCGAUGUCUUCGACUUUGAUAUCAGCGAAGAGGACUUCGCUGUGCUGAGCGCCCUGGAUCAGGGACGUGCUGGGGCGAUCGUGGAGGCCGUGGUCAAUGAGUAA
Molecule: messenger RNA, 852 nt
Organism: Aspergillus affinis
Lineage: Eukaryota; Fungi; Ascomycota; Eurotiomycetes; Eurotiales; Aspergillaceae
Product: aldo/keto reductase family protein
Exons: 2
Coding region: 1-852 (283 amino acids)
Molecular function (GO): oxidoreductase activity
Source: RefSeq, a predicted model, not a curated record